AGCAGCUUGAGCCACUCCCCUUUCGUAUCAAAUCCCGAAACGAAAGGUUUUCAUUUCAUCAUCAUUAUCAUUCUUGUAUUGUAUUUUUCUUGCAUUGAACUUUACCACCAGAGUUUUUUCACUCUGUAAAAUUCAAUAAUCUUUUCUUCCGAUAUGCUGCGGAAUGUGGUCGGUUUGGUGACAGGAGGUGCCUCCGGACUUGGACGUGCCACUGUCGAGAGGUUCGUCCGCGAAGGUGGCAAGGUCGUCCUCUGCGACUUGUCCACCUCCAAGGGCGAGGAAGUCGCAAAGUCAUUGGGAGAAAAUGUCGUUUUUUCUGCGACUGAUGUGACCUCUGAGAAAGACGUUUUGAAAGCUUUGGACAUUUGCAAGGAAAAGUUUGGACGUUUGGAUGCAGCAAUCAAUUGCGCCGGACUCGGAGUCGCUUUUAAAACGUACAAUUUCAAGAAAGAUCAGGCCCACUCGCUUGAAGACUUUUUGCGCAUUCUGACUGUGAACACCGGUGGUACUUUCAAUGUCAUUCGACUUGCUGUCGGUCUAAUCGGCAAAAAUGAGCCGGACGCCAGCAACUUGCGUGGCGUCGUCGUCAACACGGCCAGUGUUGCCGCCUUUGACGGACAAAUUGGCCAGGCCGCUUAUUCCGCCAGCAAAGGUGGCAUCGUAGGCAUGACCUUGCCCAUUGCCCGCGACCUUGCCAGCCAAGGAAUCAGGGUGUGCACCAUUGCACCCGGUCUCUUCGACACGCCGCUUUUGCAAUCAUUGCCGGAAAAAGUUCGCACUUAUCUUGCAAACACGGUACCCUGUCCGUCUCGGCUCGGAAAUCCGGACGAAUUUGCCAUGCUGGUGGAAUCCAUUAUAAGGAACCCUAUGCUCAACGGAGAGGUCAUCAGACUUGAUGGGGCCCUCAGAAUGCAGCCGUAAUUAAAAAAAAAUGUUGAUAGUCUUUCUUGGCUUUUUGAUCUGAUUGGAAUGCCAUGCAUUUUUAUUAGAUGCACACAGCAGCUGCUACUGAAAAGAUAUUUUUGUAAAAAAAACUUCCAUGCUUUAUAGUUAUGUUUUAAUAAAAAAUUGUUAUUGUGCCAUAA
Molecule: messenger RNA, 1085 nt
Organism: Neocloeon triangulifer
Lineage: Eukaryota; Metazoa; Arthropoda; Insecta; Ephemeroptera; Baetidae
Gene: scu
Product: 3-hydroxyacyl-CoA dehydrogenase type-2
Exons: 4
Coding region: 154-921 (255 amino acids)
Biological process (GO): androgen metabolic process; fatty acid metabolic process; estrogen metabolic process
Cellular component (GO): mitochondrion
Molecular function (GO): estradiol 17-beta-dehydrogenase [NAD(P)+] activity
Source: RefSeq, a predicted model, not a curated record